Molecule: messenger RNA, 1661 nt
Organism: Dioscorea cayenensis subsp. rotundata (Guinea yam)
Lineage: Eukaryota; Viridiplantae; Streptophyta; Magnoliopsida; Dioscoreales; Dioscoreaceae
Product: pentatricopeptide repeat-containing protein At1g77170, mitochondrial-like
Biological process (GO): RNA modification
Molecular function (GO): protein binding; RNA binding
Source: RefSeq, a predicted model, not a curated record
CCUCGGAGUCACGAGUCGGGUGUCAAAAGAUCAAGUGCCGCACACAACGUCGGUGAGAAGUCUUGAGUGCGUGACAUGUCCCGGCCUUGAAACCACUACCUUCACACUUCUUCUUGCCUCUCAUGUGUUCGACGAAUGGCCUCUUUCGCAAUCUCUCAAAAUCUAUCAACUCACUCCGGCUCCUCCCCAACAUCUGGCUCCACCUCCAUCUCUCCUGUUCUCCAUCGCCGGAAUCCGACUCAGAUGGCGCCGGUGCUGCCGCGAACCAACUUGAGUCAUGCGCCGACCCUUCCUUGCUAAUCCGACUCCAUUCCCAGAUGCUCCGCAACCACUUCCUCCGUUCGCCUUUCCACUGGAACGCCCUCAUCCGCGCCUACCUCCGCCUCGCCUCUCCCCGUGCCGCCCUCCUCCUCUUCAUCCAAAUGUCACGCUCCGGCGCCUCCCCGGACUCCUACACCCUCCCCAUCAUCUUCAAAGCCAUAUCCCAUUCCUUCAUGCUCGUCACCGGCCGGCAGCUCCAUUCCCUCUCGAUCAAGCACGGUCUCGAGCUCAACGAGUACUGUAACAGCGGUCUCAUCAACAUCUAUGCAAAAGCUGGUGAGUUUGAUCACGCCCUCAAAGUGUUCGAUGAAAGUUCUGAGAGAAAACUCGGUUCUUGGAAUGCCAUCAUUAAUGGUCUCGCACAAGGAGGGCACUCAAAGGAAGCCAUACGUUUCUUUGUCCAGCUUCGGCGAAGUGGUCUAGUCCCGGAUGAUGUCACAAUGGUGAGUGUCGCCUCGGCGUGCGGCUCCUACGGCGACCUUAGCCUAGCACAACAAGUACACAAAUGCAUGCUCCAAGCUCAAAGCUUGGAGAGACUCAGCAUAAUGAGAUUGAAUUCACUGGUUGACAUGUACUCAAAGUGCGGCCGAACGGACCUAGCGCUCAAGGUGUUUGACAAAAUGCCCGGCCGAGAUGUAUCAUCCUGGACGUCAAUGAUCAUGGGAUUGGCAACACAAGGUGAAGCAAAACACGCACUGGACCACUUUGAUAGAAUGGUGCAAGAAGGUGUUCGGCCGAACCAGGUAACGUUCGUCGCCGUGCUGACAGCGUGCGCACACGCAGGCUUGGCCGAUGAGGCUGUGGGUUACUUUGAUGCAAUGAGGGGGAGGUAUGGAAUUGAGCCAAUGGUGGCGCAUUAUGGGUGCAUGGUGGAUGUGUUGGGGAGAGUGGGGAGGGUGGAAGAGGCGAAGAAGAUGGUGGAAGGAAUGCCGAUGAGGGGGAAUGCGGUGAUAUGGGGGACGAUGUUGGGGGCGUGUGAGAGGUAUGGGAAGGUGGAGAUUGGGGAGUGGGUGGCCGGGAAGUUGCUGGAGUUGGAGCCAUGGAACGAUGGAGUGUAUGUCGUUUUGUCGAACAUCUAUGCUGCAUGUGGGAUGUGGGCGGAGGUGGAGAGAGUGCGGAGGUUGAUGUGGGAGAGGAGAGUCGUUAAGACUCCAGGGUUUAGCGCGGCAACUAAUUCAAAUUAAUUGGAGGGGGUUUUCUGAAAUUGGGGUGUUUUCGCAAAAACAAAGCCAUUGAUUGGGAGUGAUUAAAAGGCUAGAGUUAGGGUUUCGAUUUGGUGGGAAAUCCAAAAAACAAAACCCCCUUUUGAAUCCAUCUCUGGAAUUCCCAAAGCAACGUGA